Molecule: messenger RNA, 1814 nt
Organism: Daphnia carinata
Lineage: Eukaryota; Metazoa; Arthropoda; Branchiopoda; Diplostraca; Daphniidae
Exons: 6
Coding region: 42-1427 (461 amino acids)
Source: RefSeq, a predicted model, not a curated record
CAAAAGAAAAAAAGAAAACAGGAAAACAAACAAUUGACAAGAUGCGUUGGUUGAUUUGCCUGUCGUUGUUGAUUGCCGUUCAUCAGUGCCGCCAUUUAUCAGAGGAAAGACGUAAAUUGAAGCGCCAAGGACUUGCAGCUCAUCGACAUGGCGGUCGAAGGAGACAUACUGAUGAUGUUGCUGGACCGACCGUGGUGGUCGAAGACGGACAACCGGACUGGUCAGAGAACGAAUAUCAACCGGUCGUGUUGAAAUUCGAAGUUCAUUUUGCCGCACCGAGACGGAAACAUCAGAAAAAGAAGAAAAAUGGCGGAAUGGGUUGGAAUCGAACAAACGCCAUUACGAGUAGUGGCUCCGGUUCAUCUGGUUUCAUCCACCUCUUCCUGCCGCUUUCACUCGACUCUGCUCCCCUUGCCCCGACGUCAACGACGACGUCUCGAUCGACUCCCGCUGUGACGGCUGCUGCCAUUUCCGGAGCGGAAAUGAUGGUGACUCACCGUCCAUCUAGCAGCAGUCAGGCCUACAGCAGGAGGGUGAAUAAUAAUAACAAGAAAAAGAAAAAGAAAACGAAACGAAAAAAGAAGAAGGUCCAUCAACAGCACGUUGAUGAGAAGAACACAAUGGAUGCAGUCGACGACGUCACGGCGUCGGUCGUAGACCGACGAUACAAACCCAUGCAAGCGUCGCCUAGCAAUCGACUAAUGCCUCUCCUUUUACACGAUGACGGAAUACCACCGAUGCUCAACAGCCUUUCGAGCGACGAAACGCAACAAUGGGCUCGCUGGCUUCGCUGCACUCUUUGUCUCAAGAACGACAAAAAGCAGUCGGACGAGGAAUCUGCUCUGUGCCAGCUGCAGAAUGUCGAGUGCCGUCAGGCCAACGUUACCGCCGAAAAUGAAUUGACUACAUCCGGUUGUCAAGAAUCAGACACUUGUAGUCUAUGGCAACGAUGUGAAACCAGCCAAGAAAUACCGUCUCUCUUUGUGGCUCUACCCCCUUGCCCGUGCACCUACCCCACAGGAUUAGUCUACAAUGAUCGAGUGUGGGAUCCGCUCAACCGGCAUCACUAUCGGUGGCGGGAGAUUAGCCUACAGAGCGAACGCGUCGACAUCUACCGGCCGGGAGCCGCCUACUGUAUCCGAAGCUUGUCGGUCGUUCCCAAAAUGACCCUUUCGUCUCAGCAGUGCUGCUACGACGACCGCAGGAGGUUGCUCACGCGAGGAUGGGCAGCUGGAACACCGGCACUCGUCUCACCUGAAGCUUCGGUUCACCUCAGUCGCGUCACGGAGCGACUACCCUGGCUCGCCUGUAAAGGCGAUUUCUCCAGGUAUCAUUUACAGAGACCACCUGAUAACAGGUUAAACUGUUCAGUUAAUCCUAGCGAUGAAGAAUAUCAACGCCAAGUACUGCUGGCCACCAAUUAUUGAACUUGAUAAUACGAUCUCGAUAGAUCAAGUCCGAUACGCGUGCUUCUGGUCGCAGCGUUUAUUUCACGAGUUUCGAUGAAACCAAAGAAUUUGGCAAAUGAAAUUAUUGUUGGCUAGCAGAAAACCAGACAACGCCAUUUGAAAAACAUUUUUAUCUAAAUGAGAAAAAAGAUUUUUUUUUUUCGGAAAAAAUCAAAGCGAUCCAGUUCCUUUAAGUUAUCAUCACACGGCGUCUAACAAUAAUUCAAUUCUUUUUUAUUUGAAAAGAAAUCCUCACUCAUCAUCAUCAGCAAAUCAUCAGAUUCUUGUAAAUUUCCCUUUGUUUCCAGUAUAAUAUAAUUUGCUUUUUUCUAUUAAGUAAGCUAUGAAAAUACACACAAUAAAUAU